AUGUUCUCGCGUUGCUCUACCACACAGGUUUUGUUUGUAGGCUCGGGCCGCAUCUCCUUGUGCCCCAAAUCUGCAACAACUAUUGGCUCAAGCCACAAAGAGUACCAAGACCGACAGAGGAACAAGUCUCUGCAGAACCCAAGGCGAGCCGAUCUCAGAAGCCAAGACUUCCACCCCGGAGGCACCAGCUACAAUAGGUUGAAUGUACAAAUCUUCGCGAAGCGCCAGGCUGCGUGCUAA
Plenodomus lingam JN3 is the source of this 240-nucleotide messenger RNA. The record is from RefSeq and is a predicted model, not a curated record. NCBI's taxonomy places the organism in Eukaryota, Fungi, Ascomycota, Dothideomycetes, Pleosporales, Leptosphaeriaceae.